Argiope bruennichi is the source of this 10349-nucleotide messenger RNA. It is a transcript of the gene AGO1, whose product is annotated as protein argonaute-2-like. The transcript has 21 exons. The record is from RefSeq and is a predicted model, not a curated record. Gene Ontology annotation, molecular function: RNA binding; protein binding. Lineage: Eukaryota; Metazoa; Arthropoda; Arachnida; Araneae; Araneidae. The coding region runs from base 308 to 2935 and encodes 875 amino acids.
CCGCCAUUUUCUAUACACUCAAAUCCAACAAGGGGGAUAUAACGAUUCUCUAACGGAGGGUGUAGGGGUCCCCUAAACAUGUAUCCCUUAGGUCAACUACUUAUUAUAUACAGAGAAUAAGGAUAAUUUUGUACUGCUCGUAACUUCCAGUAAAAAGAACCUCAUGUAUUGAGUUUUCUCAAAGAAUUUAAUUUCUGGACCCGUUAAACCUGACGUUCUUUACGCACCUGGGCCAGUGGGGCCACCUGCACGAGCCACACAACCUUUGACACCAUCAUCUACUCAUCCACCUGCAGGAGCUCCAAGUAUGCAGCAGCCCCCGGGUGGAUCGCAGCAACCUCCUGACCUUCCCCAGUUUGUCUGCCCCCGCAGGCCAAAUCUGGGCACAGAAGGUCGGCCAAUCUUAUUGCGAGCUAAUCAUUUCGAGAUUCGGAUGCCAAGAGGAUAUUUACACCACUAUGAUGUCACAAUUACACCAGACAAAUGUCCUCGAAAAGUCAACAGAGAAAUCAUUGAAACAAUGGUACAGUCAUAUUCAAAAAUAUUUUCAAAUAUUAAACCAGUAUUUGAUGGUAGAAAAAAUAUGUACACAAGAGAUGACAUUCCCAUUGGACAGGAUAAGAUGGAAUUUGAAGUAACCUUACCUGGCGAAGGCAAAGAUAGAGUAUUUAGGGUUGCUAUAAAAUGGUUAGCAAAAGUGAGCUUAUUUGCAUUAGAAGAAGCACUUGAAGGCAGAACACGGACAAUUCCAUUAGAUGUUAUACAAGCCCUUGAUGUUGUAAUGAGGCAUCUUCCAAGCAUGACGUUUACUCCUGUUGGGAGAUCAUUUUUCUCAUCACCAGAUGGCUAUAAUCAUCCAUUAGGAGGAGGACGAGAAGUUUGGUUUGGUUUUCAUCAAAGUGUGAGACCUAGUCAAUGGAAAAUGAUGCUAAACAUUGAUGUGUCUGCUACAGCUUUUUACAAAGCACAACCUGUCACUGAUUUCCUGUGUGAAGUAUUAGAUAUCAGAGACAUAAGUGAGCAAAAGAAACCUCUAACAGAUUCGCAACGAGUCAAGUUCACCAAAGAAAUCAAGGGACUUAAAAUAGAAAUUACCCACUGUGGUGCUAUGAGGAGAAAAUACAGAGUAUGCAAUGUUACACGCAGGCCUGCUCAGCUUCAAUCGUUUCCUCUUCAACUUGAAAAUGGACAGACUGUGGAGUGUACUGUUGCAAAAUACUUCUUGGAUAAAUACAAGAUGAAGCUACGGUAUCCUCAUUUCCCAUGCUUACAAGUUGGACAAGAACACAAGCAUACAUAUCUUCCUUUAGAGGUAUGUAACAUCGUUGCUGGUCAGAGGUGCAUCAAGAAAUUAACUGACAUGCAAACAUCAACAAUGAUAAAGGCAACUGCACGCUCUGCGCCAGAUAGAGAAAGGGAGAUCAAUAAUCUUGUUAGUAAUACUGGUCAAAGUUCUGGUUCUAAUACAGUAAGAAGAGCAAAUUUUAACGAUGAUCCUUAUGUUCAUGAAUUUGGCUUAUCCAUCAGUAAUACUAUGAUGGAAGUAAGAGGCAGAAUACUUCCUCCUCCUAAGCUUCAAUAUGGAGGCAGGACUAAACAACAGGCCAUACCAAAUCAAGGUGUAUGGGACAUGCGUGGCAAACAGUUUCAUACUGGUGUAGAAAUCAGAGUGUGGGCCAUUGCAUGUUUUGCACCACAACGCACAUGCAGGGAGGAUGCUUUAAGAAAUUUUACUCAGCAAUUGCAAAAAAUUAGCAAUGAUGCUGGCAUGCCCAUUAUUGGACAACCUUGCUUUUGCAAAUAUGCUACUGGUGCAGAGCAAGUGGAGCCCAUGUUUCGCUACCUCAAAUCAACAUUCCAAGGCUUGCAACUAGUCGUUGUAGUUCUUCCGGGAAAGACACCUGUAUAUGCUGAAGUUAAGAGAGUUGGCGAUACUGUCCUUGGAAUGGCUACCCAGUGUGUUCAGUCAAAGAAUGUUAAUAAGACUUCCCCACAAACUCUCUCCAAUUUAUGUUUAAAAAUUAAUGUCAAAUUAGGAGGUAUAAAUAGCAUACUUGUUCCUAAUAUUAGACCCAAAGUGUUCAAUGAACCUGUGAUAUUCCUUGGUGCAGAUGUGACUCAUCCCCCUGCUGGAGAUAAUAAGAAACCUUCUAUAGCAGCGGUUGUUGGCAGUAUGGAUGGUCAUCCUAGUAGAUAUGCAGCUACUGUUAGAGUGCAGCAACACCGACAAGAAAUUAUACAAGAUUUGGCAUCAAUGGUUAAAGAAUUACUCAUACAGUUUUACAAAUCAACACGAUUUAAACCUAACAGAAUAAUAUUUUACCGAGAUGGUGUAUCUGAAGGGCAGUUUCAUCAGGUGCUUACCCAUGAGCUUUUGGCAGUUCGGGAAGCUUGCAUGAAGUUGGAGGCCGAUUAUAAACCAGGAAUAACUUUUAUUGUUGUUCAGAAACGUCAUCAUACUAGAUUGUUUUGUUCUGAUAAAAAGGAACAAAUUGGUAAAAGUGGAAACAUACCAGCUGGCACAACAGUCGAUGUGGGUAUCACUCAUCCAACUGAAUUUGAUUUUUACCUUUGCAGUCAUGCUGGUAUACAGGGCACGAGUCGUCCCUCUCAUUAUCAUGUACUGUGGGAUGAUAAUCAGUUCUCUGCAGAUGAGCUUCAAUGUUUAACUUACCAACUUUGUCAUACAUACGUCCGUUGUACCAGAUCAGUGUCCAUUCCAGCUCCUGCUUAUUAUGCUCAUUUGGUAGCAUUUCGAGCUCGGUAUCAUUUGGUUGAGAAAGAUCAUGAAAGGCAAGAUUUGGGUGGUGGAAGCCAAAGUCUGAAUGGAGACGGCAGUUUACAAUCUACCAAUGGAGAAGACCGCAAUCCCCUUGCAAUGGCUAGAGCAGUCACUGUGCACAAUGACACCAAUAAAGUGAUGUAUUUUGCAUAACACAAUUUUCUUGUGAACAAAUCUUUCAAAAAGUACAAGAGUUAGGGCUCAAAUUCAUUUGAAGAUUGAAAAUUUUCUCUUGAUGUUUUUGAUCUUUACAUCUGCUGUGUCCAUAAAACCAAAAAAAAAAAAGGUACACAUGGAAUCACACUUAUUGCUCUCUUAAGUUAUUGUUUUAAUGAUGUGGUUCAAGUUUUCUUCGUGUACAAGCUAUACCAUUGAGCUGCUGUUGGUGCCAUGGGACUGUCGAAAGAGGAACUUUCGGGAAAAGGACUUCUCUUUUUUUUUUUCUUCUGUUCUCUACUGCCAUAUAUCUGGUCAUUCUUUAAGUUUACAUUUUUAAACUUCAAAUCAAGACGUGCUUAAGUUUUACAGUGAAGAGCUGUUGUACAGAUUAAAUUUCAUUUGUAGCAUCAAUAUUUCAUUUCAAGUUUUCACUUGGUUGUGACAAUUUUGAUCUUCAUGCUAGACAAAUUCUUGGUCUUCAAUAAAUAUUGAAUUUUAGUCAUAAUAAUUGUUGGUCAUCAUUAUACAAAUUGGACAUUGAUAUUGUUUGAAAUGUCUGUAAAGGAUGCGAGCUAAGUAUAUACUGUUGCAUUUAAUGUAGCAGUAUUGUAGAAAGGAUGCUACUUUGUUUUCUUUGAUCAAUAUUGACUGUGUUCAUAAGUUUUGAAAAACAGCAAUAAUAUGAAAUUUUAUUUAUACCUAAUUUUCUCUCCCCCCCUCUUUCAAUCUAUUGCUGUUUAAAUUUUGUGAAUUUUUAUUUAAAAAUGAUUAUUUAAUUAUUAAAGAAAAAUACUUUAAUUGAGUAUUUUUAAUGUAAUUAUUCUAAAUUAAUAUUGUUUGUAACAUUUUGAAUUAAUAUUUGUUUGGAUAUCAUUGUUGCAUGUUAAAUUACCUAUUAUGUUUUUAUGAACAUCUUAUAUAUGAUGCAAUAUGAUUGCCGUCCAGAAAUGGUUUGGACCAAUAAAUGUGCGCCAAAUUUGUCAACAUCUUGUUAACUUUCAUCCUUUCUACAAAUUCUGCUUUAGAAAAUUCUUGGAAUUUAAAAGGAUUUUUUUAUUAAUGUGGACACAUUUCAUUUUAAGUUGGCAUUUUAGGUACAUAAAAUGGAUUUUCAUAUCUUGAUAAUAAUUUAAACUCAAAAUUUAAAUUUGUCAUUUAAUGAAUAUUUUGAUUGUUUCUAUUGUGAUCUUUUAGUAAUAAUCUUUGAUUAAAAUUUUUCUUUAGGAUUAUUUUUAUUGAUUUUUCCGAGAAGUAUAUUUUUAUAAAAUGAUUUUGUUUACUUUGAUUUUUUUUAAUGUCUCAGAAAUCAGCAAACUUUACAUUUUAAAGCUAUUUAAAAAAAAAUGAUCAUUUAUGUUUGAGGUUGUUGCUUUUUUUAAGUUUUACAAAUAGUGAUAGCGAAGUUAUUUUUUAAUUCAUUUAGCAUUUAAGUAUUUGUACAUUUUUUUUCCUUAAAAAAUAAUGAUGAGAAUGAAAAACUUUUUUAUGUUCAUCUGCAAUGCCUUAUAAUUUUAUAUUUAAUGCAAAACAAACUAAAAUAUAUUUGAAUUCUGCAGAACAGACUAUAAUUAUGUUACUGCUUUGAUUUUAUUGUAACUGUUUUUGUUUGUGAAAAAAAAAUUGGUCAAGGUAUGGGAUAUCUUAUGUUAUUUCUGUGUAGAUAAGUAACUUUUUGAUUUAUUCUCAAAUUUUUCAUUAAAUAUUUUACUAUCAAUUUUUAAAGGGUUAAUAUAUUUAAUUAUAUUGGUAAAUUAGUAUGUAUGCAUUUUUUUUAAAUGUCUCAUUCGUCAACAAAUGAUGAGAGAAGAAACAAGUUGUCUUUCAGUAUUGCCUUGGUUUCAUAAAUAUGUACGAUUCUCAACACAUGUGUAUAUAGUGCAUAUUUAAUCACGGCAUAAAUGUAAUCAUGCACGAGAAGUUUAAUCAUUGCUUAAAAUAUAGCUUAUAGGACCCGGUAGCUGUACGAGCCAAAUGGUGUUGCAUGUAUUCCUACCAUUCCUUUUUAUUUUUAUGGUAUUUAACUAAAUAUCCAGCUCUUAUUUAUUAGGCAAAUAACUGUCUUGAAUGUUUUAUUUUUGAUGUCCAAGGAAGAAUAGAGGCUUUUUAAAAAAAGCUUUCUAAUAUCUUCCUGCAAAUUUAUUGGAAAAGAUUAAUGUGCAGUUUUUUGUGGAGCAUUUAGUGAUUUUAUAAGGGAUGCUCCUAAUAAUCCCAAGUGCCACUUUUUAACCAAAGAUUGAGUUUCACCUUAUGAAUGUAUGCUAGUUCAAGAAGGAAAAUAUCUAAAUCUAGAAUGAGCUUUAUAACCGUACCUUGUAAGAAUGAACCCCGGUUGAUUUUGUGUUUAGAUUAUUUAUUUUCCUUAUUUUGCAUAAAAUGAUUCAUAUCAUUUAAAUUACAUAAAUUGAUGUCAGUUUUCAGGUUAUGCAUUCCAUUUAAUACUUAUGCGAUGGCACCUUUUCUGUUGAGCAUGCUCAAUUUAAAUUAUUUUACAUUGUGCUUUUUGUUAGAAAUUCACAUUAGAAAAUCCAAAUGUGAAUGUGAUUUUUCUUAAACUAGUUUUCAGAAAUGAUCCAUUAAGCAUUUCCUUGUGCAGUUUUAAAUUUUGAAAUCUUUUGAUUUCUGUAUUUGAAGUGCACAGGUUGGUACUAUUUUGGGUUUUAAAAUCAUAAAUUGUUAAUUUUUUACAAAUACCAAAGAAGGAUUUAGGAUUUCUGCAUCAUUUUAAACUUACUUAAUUAUUUUAGAAAGAAAUUGCAAGAUAAACUUAUCUCCCUUUUUCUGAUGUUUGUAUUUGUGCUUAAUUUGUGGGGUAGGAAGAUGAAGUAUGAUAUAAUUCAUACAUGUAUGAUAGUGUACAUUUUACUAAGUCGUAUGUGAAUAAUUAUAUAUAAAUUUUAUGAUCAGUUUUGAUGAUUAAUGUUGAAAAGAAAUCAUAUUUUUGUCAAGUAAAGCAAAAUUUCAAUUUUUAUAAAUUACAGUAUUAAAAAAAAUUAAACAUUAUGCUAAAAAUAUUUUUAUUAAUAAGAAAUUAAAUCUUUUUUAAAAUUCAUUCUUUUUCUUUAAAAUUUAUAAAUUGGCAACGAAAUUUUGAAUAAUAUUGUUUUAGUAGGUAACUUGUUAAAUGUAUAAAAUACAUUGAUUCUUUUGAAAUUAUAAUUGUUAUUUUCUUUUAAAAACUGGGAAAUAUGUUACUCAGAAAGGUAUGUAGUAUUUAAAAUCUACUGCCUUUUUUAGUAGCAAAUAUUAAAAAUGAAAAAAGUUUGAUUCAAACAUUGAAAAUGUUUUCAUAAAUUUUGUCUGCUUAUCAGAUUAGCACUGUAUCGUGUGAUAAAAAAAUGAGGGAAGUGUCGCAAACAUAUGAACUCUACCUUUUAGAAUGAGAAUAUUUCAGGUCUCAGUAUUGCUUGAGAACCAUACCCUUGACGUGUUCAUUUAUGUUCUACUUGUAUUGAACGUGCAAAUAUAUUUUUUGAAAUAUAUUUAUCUUAUUAACAUAAAAUCAGUCUUAAGUAAUGCUUUAGUCUUUCACUAGAUUUCUUCUGUAAAUUAAGUUUGUAAAAAGGAUUCAUCUGUUAGGUAGUGAUCUUUAAUUUUUUAUAUCAUAUUCUGUGAAUAAAUGCAAAAUCUUAGAUAUUGUACGAUCUGUUAGCCUGCAUAUUUCAAUUUUCCCCUCUAUUCACAUUGCUUUCUUGUAAUUGUUGCAUGGUUUUGAAAAUUGUUGUAGCUUUUUAGUUUUGCAUGUAAAAUAUACAAAAUUGUUUAAUCCUGGAAUGAAUGAAUCAGUUAAGAUGUAAAAUAGUAUGCAUUUAUUUUAAUGCAUAUUUUUUAUAUUAAAAUUGAUUUCAGUCAUUAUGUACACUGCAAUUUUUUUUACAAUAUAUGCUUUUUUAUUUUCUGCAUGUAAUUUUAUUUGCCAAAUAAUGAUUUCUUAUGUGUUAGUAUGGCUUUGGAGAAUCAAAUUAAAGGUGUGCUUUUUGUGACUGUUGUAUAAUUUGUGUUCUUGUGUAGUAACAGUCAAAGUUUAGUUAAAGUAUAUAUGUGAUUAUUGGGAAGAUUCAUUAUUUAGUAUUUAUGCUAUUUUUUGUAUUAAGUGAGCACAUUGCUUUGAAUUUUCUCUUUUUGUUCAAUUUGUAGAUAAAUUUAAACAUUUUUUUAAGUGCAUUUCAUGAAAAAAAUUAACUUAUUAUAUUUGUCCUAUUUUUAAUAUAAAUAACGUAGACACUCAUAAAUACAUUUCUAGAUUAGAUUUCAUUUUAGUUUUUAUUUAUUUUAUUUUUUCUGUUCACUCAUAAUAAUUUUAAUAUAUUAUGCACAUCUUAAUUACAAUUUUAGCUAUGUGCACAAAUGUAUUUGUAGAAAUUAGGUAUGUUAAUUUUCUCACUUUCACAUUAACUAAACAAGUUUUCCGCAUACAUAUUUUUAUUGUUACAUCUAAUUCUGUCACAUUCUUUUUUUGUAUGUAUGAUCUUUAUUUUAUCCAGAUAGUUUAGAUCUUUCAUAUAAUUGUAUUUAUUACCGAAUUGAGUUUCAUCCUGUAGAAGCGUUGAAAGUGAUAAAUUUUCAAUGAAAUAGAUUUAAAAUUUUAAGUUGAAAAGGUGACUUCUUAAUUACUUGUAAAUAUUCUAUGAAUACUUAUUGUAUACUUGUAAGAUAACAUAUUUACUUAAUUUUAAUUAAAGCAUUGCAUUUUUAUUUAAUCCUUUCCUUCCAAUUGUUAUUUGAAAUUAGUUAGACUUAUAUUUAUAUGACGUAUGUUUAAUGGAUUACAUUAGUAUAUAAAGUACAUUUUUUUGUAUCAAAAUUAUUUAUAUGCAUUCUUAUAAAAAUAUUCAGAUUAUGUGCAUGAAGGGACUGUUUUUUAUGUUGAAUUGGAAAUUUCACGUAAUAUUAUUUUUCUGUAUGAAGGAUAUUUUAUCUAUUUCAAACACAAGUGAUAUAUUCACAUUAAUAUUAUUGGUGAUCAAAUUAUUAUUUUUUUCAUUUUAAUGGAUGGUUUAAAAAAUCAUAUUUUUAAAAAUAUAUAUAUUUAUCUAGCAAAAUUAUCUUUGUUCAUCUGAGGAAAGCACUAAUUUUUAAUAUUUGUUGGGUUCAGUGCAUACAAUUUUUACCCCCUCAUGGUUCUUUGUUUAGAUACUUAUGAUCUACAAAAAUGCAGAUAACAAUAAACUCCCAAUUAUCCAUGCAACUGGUUGGUACAUAGCAAUUGUAGAUAAACAAGUUCUGCUGAUAAUUUUUUACGCAACAAUUCUACACAAUAUUCUUGAACAAUUUUUCUUUUCAACUUGGGGCUCAUACAUAGAAAUGUGAUUUAAUAAAAAAUAAUUUUAAAAAAAUUGGUUUUUGUAUUUAUGUGUUAAAAUACCUCUGUUUUAAUUUGGAAUUGAAUUUUUUUAAUAAAAUUUUUAUAAUGGAUUUUUUUGGGAAGUUUAUGGGCAAUUGAGAGUUUACUGUUAUUGAUUUCUUCUUUGCGUUUCAAUAUCCAUUUAGUUGGGGCAUUAUUGUGAAGAUAUUUGUAAAAUUGUAUUUCCAUUUGAUGUAUUUUAUAUCAUUUAACAUUUUGGACAACAUGUUACUUCAUGUAAUAUAUGGUUUGCUUGACAUGUCCUUUUUCAUAAAUUUAUAUUCUUUCUUAGUUUAUGAAAUUGCUUUCUGAAAUAUGUUGGAGGAAUAUAAAAACAUAGUCUUGUGAAAGACUUCCUUUUUUUAUAUUUUUCAGUGCUAACCAAUGAAUGAUAAUUGAGAAAAUUUUGUUGUCUCUUGAAAGGAUAAUUAAUUCGCCUUAAAAUUUAGAUCCACAUGAAGUUAAUUUUUUCAGAACAAUAUGUAAUAAUACUGUUUUAUUUGAAAUUUGUUAAAGUUUUAAGCAAUGGAUUUUUAAUUCCUUCCAUAAUUAAUUUUUGCAGAUAUGUUCUCAAUUUUAUGAUUAUAAUUUUUUGCUUAUAUUUGGUACCAUUUUUUACAUUUUUUGGAAUCAGAAUCUAAAAAAUUGUGUACAAGAUGGAUAAUUUCUUUGGGAGACAGGGAGGGAAUAAAAGUUCUCAAAUGCAUUUGAUGGAAAAGAUGGAUUGUUUCUGAAAGAUGUGCAAACCUCUUUUCCCUGUACUUUAUGUAAAUAUUAGCAUAUGGGCAUUGUUGUUGCAUAGGGUUAUAUAUAUUGUGAAAGGUUUGGUAUUUGGAAAAGAAUUGCUGAAGCAGGAGAUAAAUGCACACCUAUCAGCAUUUUGUUAUAGUAUAUAGUGUAAAUUACAAGACUAAGAUUUCUAGUUUCAUUUUACUUAAGAUUUAUUAACAUUUUAGAUUUAUAUAUUUCAAUUCAGCUUACUAAAUACUUGCUAAAUUCAAUAUUCAGACCCUUUAUUUUUAUUGUGGAAUAAAUAUAUAUAUGUAUAUUACAUGAAAGCAGACUUAAAUGUUUGUUCAAACAUAAACUGCAUAAAAUUAUUAUUGUAUUGAAUAGUAUAAAUAUUGUUUCUGAUAUAAAUUAAUCUUUCCAGUAUAUCUAAAGUAUGUUUUUAAUUUUCAUAAUAGUCAAAAUAUAAAAAUGUGUUAAUUUUUAAGUGCUAGAAAUAUUUCUAGAUACAUUUCCAAAGGAAAUUCAUUGAGUCUUUGUUUCAUUCUAAUUUUUUUGUAGCAUUCUUUUAUUAAAAAAAAGGAAAGCCUUAGAACAAAACUCACUUUAAUAUGCAUAUUUUCAGUUCACAAAUAUAUUUGAAUGGCUUUUAGUAGUAGCAUUGUGUGAUAAUUGAUGUUAUUUAAAAUUUUGACCAAGUUCCGUAUUAUUCUCAUAUUGAUUCUUUGCUCAUGCAAUUUUUCUAAGUAGUUAUUAAGAAAUUCUUCCGAGACAGCUCGAAACUCAGUUUAAUCAUUCAUAUAUAAAUAUUUCCAUUUAAAAACAUCAGCAACAUUUCCUAAAGAACAGCUGUGGUUAACUACUUAGUCUAAUGUUUAACAAAGUGCUUGCUACAGACUUUCAAAAUCGUAUAUUAAAUCAAAAAUUUAAGAUAAAAAGUUCAUUAAAUUUUAACUUAUGAAAAUAUUUCCUUCUUUUCAAAUGAAAUUCCGUAGCUAUUUAGGUGCCAAAACAUCAUCUGGAAUUUGAAAGAAAUUUCUGUGCCAAGUAAUUCUGAAAUGCAUUAUCUUGCUGAAAAUUUUUGAUCAUUUCAACAUUGCUGUUUUACUUAUUUGAUAUUUUCAAGUCCUGUUUAUGUUUGGAUACAAUGAGUUUUCUGUGUUAAUGUGAUCUAAUCUUUAGAACAUAUCAAGGGUUAUUAUUGUAAUCAAGUUUCCAGUGGCGGUAUCAAAAAAUCGAAAUAUGAACUAUGCAAAGUUUUUUAAUUGAAAGUGCUAUUCCAGCCAUUUGUUGAAAUGCAUUUAUGUGUGAAUAAAUGUUGAAUGUCAUUCUCUAGAA